This is a messenger RNA of Dinoponera quadriceps, 1692 nucleotides long. Its product is annotated as cancer-related nucleoside-triphosphatase homolog. The coding region runs from base 739 to 1326 and encodes 195 amino acids. Lineage: Eukaryota; Metazoa; Arthropoda; Insecta; Hymenoptera; Formicidae. The record is from RefSeq and is a predicted model, not a curated record. Gene Ontology annotation, molecular function: ATP hydrolysis activity. The transcript is spliced from 4 exons.
AGCGUUACCGAACGCGCAACGAGCUAGCUCCCCUUCGUGCCAAAUCGCUAUCGCCGUGCGUGCGUUUGUCCGUUCCCUCUUCCUCCUUGAGCGAUGUUUACUCGGUAAAGCGACGAAACGCGUGCGAGGAUCCUCCGUACGAACGGCACUACGUCGCACGCGACGACCCACCGACCGAGAAGAACGCACGAAGAUACGACCAACCAGAUCAGCACGUCACGACGCACGCAGCGCGAUGUCUACAGAGAGGGCUGCUGCUGCUCGCAAGGCGACGCGACCUAUCGUUCAGUUUUAUUCCUACCCACCACUACCCACCACCGCAACUAAACUGGCUAAAAGCUUACCCACCGUCACAACCAACACCGUCAACCACACCACCACUACUACCACCACCACCAGCAACAACGCCAACCGUCGUCGUCGUCGGUAUCACUGUCACUGUCCCUCAAUGCAAUCCGAUCGGCCGACCGACCUCCGUCUCUCUCCGCCUCACCGUGGUUCGUUCAGCUCGAUCAGCUGAUCGGCUCGCCCGACCGCCCCGCGGCGCUCUCACAUCGACUGCCACGACGCCGCUGCGCGUGCCGCCCCGACGUGUUCGCGACGUGUCGCCGAUCCGUGCAUUCUCGACCGCACCGCGUUAAUUCGGUCUAGCCUAGCGAUCGAGUCGCGCGCGACCACCGGCGAGACCGUUUACACGUGUAACGCGCAGCAGGCCGAACGUAAACAACGCGACGAGACAUGGAAAGUGGCGGCGCCUCGCGGACCUUGCACGUACUACUCACCGGCCCUCCAGGUAUAGGCAAGACUACGGUAUGCAAGAAGGUCGCGUCUAUGUUGGAGAGGAAGGGCGGCAAGUUAGACGGAUUUUACACAGAGGAGGUGCGAGAUCGGAGCGGCGCCAGGAUCGGUUUCGACAUUGUCAGGGUGAAAGAUCCCGAAGGAAGAUUGUCCUUGGCGCGACUGAGAAGCUCAACAGAUGCUCAAAAGGACUCCAAGUAUCACGUGGGAAACUAUAGUGUUUUUCUGAAUAAUUUCGAGUCGGUAGCGCUACCAGUAUUGAAUUCAGAUGCCGAUAUAUUGUUAAUCGACGAGAUCGGCAAAAUGGAGUUGUUCAGCGGAGACUUUAAGAGGAAAGUAAUGGAUAUAUUUUUUGGUACCUCCAAGAAGGCCUUUGUGAUCGGGACUAUUCCGGAACUACACAAAGUGCCGCAACAGCAUGCGACGCUAUUCCAGAAAUUACACGCGGACGAGAGAAUCAAGAUUCUAAACGUGUCCUACCAGAGUCGCAAUAAUCUGCCAGGGGAAAUUAUCCGUCAUUUUUCGUAAAGUCACGUCGAUUAACAUUAUUGCGUGUGAUUUAUCGUGUUGUCGCCUCGUAGACGUUUUGCAUAAAAUGAGAUGCCGAUUUUAUGUACAUUAUAAACAUCAUUUAUUAUUAACAAAAAACAAAAUGUUAGAUCAAAGAAAUCCCUCCAAUCACAAUAGAUUUAUAAAAAAGUUGUCACGAAUAACAAGUAGUGACUGGCUGGAAUAUUGUACUACGUAUUUAUGCUAAGUGUUUCAUAUAUGCUAUAUAUAUAUAUAUAUAUAUAUAUAUAUAUAUAUAUGUAUCUCCGUAAUAAUGAUUUCAUUGAAACCACCGUUGGUCGUUAAAGAAUUAACUACAAGUGUUGCGAUUGUAUUCGCUUUCAG